Molecule: messenger RNA, 981 nt
Organism: Adineta steineri
Lineage: Eukaryota; Metazoa; Rotifera; Eurotatoria; Adinetida; Adinetidae
Source: the annotation of a GenBank genome assembly
AUGAGUGGCGGACGACGGAGCCACACAGCAUCUGUAUUAUCAAAUGGAAAAGUAUUAGUUACUGGUGGUGCACCCCUUGGCUAUGGAUCUAUAAACAGUGCUGAGCUGUAUGAUCCAUCAACAAGUACUUGGACAACUACUAGUAAUAUGAUUACUGCACGAGAAUCUCACACAACAUCUGUAUUAUCAAACGGAAAAGUAUUAGUCACUGGUGGAUACAAUGAUAAUUUUGGUGUUUUAAAUGAUGCUGAAUUGUAUGAUCCAUCGACAGGUGCUUGGGCAACUACUGGUAACAUGACUAAUGCACGAUCUUGGCAUACCGCAUCUGUAUUAUCAAAUGGAAAAGUAUUAGUUACUGGUGGAUGGAAUAUUCUUUUUUAUUUAAAUAGUGCUGAAUUGUAUGAUCCAUCUACAGGUAUCUGGACAACUACUAGUAACAUGAUUAAUGCACGAUCUUAUCACACAGCAUCUGUAUUAUCAAAUGGACUAGUAUUAGUUACUGGCGGGUGGAAUGGGAAUAUUGCUAUAAAUAGUGCUGAGCUGUAUGAUCCAUCAACAGGUACUUGGACAACUACAGAUAGCAUGACUGAUACACGAUUAGUUCACACAGCAUCUAUAUUAUCGAAUGGAAAAGUAUUAGUUACUGGUGGAUACUUUAGUGCCAAUAGUUUAAAUAGUGCUGAAUUAUAUGAUCCAUCAACAGGUGCUUGGGCAACUACUGGUAACAUGACCAAUGCACGAUCUUGGCACACAGCAUCUGUAUUAUCAUAUGGACUAGUAUUAGUUACUGGUGGGUGCAAUGGGAAUAUUGCUAUAAAUAGUGCUGAGCUGUAUGAUCCAUCAACAGGUACUUGGAAAACUACAGGUAGCAUGACUGAUACACGAUGCCGUCACACAGCAUCUGUAUUAUCAAAUGGAAAAGUAUUAGUUACUGGUGGGGGGAGUAAUAGUGGUUUGUUAAAUAGUGCUGAAUUAUAUUAA